This is a messenger RNA of Chenopodium quinoa (quinoa), 915 nucleotides long. Its product is annotated as PLASMODESMATA CALLOSE-BINDING PROTEIN 5-like. The coding region runs from base 251 to 619 and encodes 122 amino acids. The transcript is spliced from 3 exons. The record is from RefSeq and is a predicted model, not a curated record. Lineage: Eukaryota; Viridiplantae; Streptophyta; Magnoliopsida; Caryophyllales; Amaranthaceae.
UAAGCUACCCAAAAGAUGACAUAUAGUAGUGCAAGUGUCGUCAACAAGAACCGCAUUAUCAAUUUAUCAUUAUAACAACUCAACAAUUUCUUUUAAUUUCCAAUAUGUGUAUUUCCUUUCUUUAAUUUUAUCAUCCAAACACUUGAGUCCUCCUUGAAAACAAUAAUAUUAAGUUCAUCAAAAUUGAAGUUUGUUGCAUCCAUUUCCAAUAGAAAUUAAAUUUGAAGAAUUUACAAUAGAAAAUUAUUUCAUGGCUCGUGUUUCAGCAAUUAUUAUAGUUGUACUUUCUUGUCUCCUUAAUUUGGUCCUACAAUUGGCAGAUGGGAGUGAGAGCAAGUUGUGUCCACCAUGGUGCGUUACUAGGCUUGAUGCUUCGGAUGCUCGGGUCAAGAUAUCAUUUGAUUGGAUCUGUGAAAAUGGAGCGGAUUGUGGCCCGAUAAAACCAGGCGGGCCGUGUUACGUGGAAGGUGACAUCAAGGCCAUGGCCUCCUAUGCCUUCAAUGACUAUUUCCAGAAGACUAGACCGUCUGGUGGUCUAUGUGAUUAUGGUGAAGUUGCUACUUUAUCUAAUAAAGAUCCCAGUCACGGUGCUUGCAAUUUUAUGUGUACGCCAUACUAGGAACGGGUAAUCAUUCAGAAGUGCGCGUAAAUGAACUCUGAUGAGUCCGACUGUACAUCCAUCAAUCUUAUAGCUAUGUAUUUAUGUUCAUUAUAGACAUAGUAACUAGCAAGACACAAAAAGAAUUAACAUAUACUGGUAGUUAAGUGAAAAUUGAUGUAACUCCAACUGUCAAUUUGACUAUAGUACCUAGUUUGAUAAAGCAAUACAUUAUAUGUUUCUGAAUGACAAAAUAAUUCAGUGGCGAAUAUUAGACCAACAGGGCAGGGCCCCUAUGAGCCUUGGUGAAGAUCCUC